AUGGUGAAGACGGCAGGGAGCGAAGCGAACAUCCUGUACACCGCAAUCCCGCAAACGCUCUCGGGGUUGGUCGGCGGUAUCACUCAGCUUUUUGGCGCCAUGGCGAACGACCCAACGCUCGGGGCGGCGUUUCCUAACCUCGUCGCGGCGGCUCUUGGAGGGCCUACCGCUUUACAGGCGCUUGCAGUUGAACAAAUCUUCACAGCGAGCCCUCUUGGGGGACUAUCGGUGACCCAACUCGCUGCCUUGGGCGUGCCGGCGGCGUUUCUAACCGGCUUCCCGUCUGUUCCUGAAUACGCAUCUUGGGCCGCCACUCAGGCUUCUCAGCCCGUUUCUGUCGUCGCGAUAAGCUCGCCGACGUCGAGUGCGCUGUAUCAGGCCGUUGUCGGCGAUUCCACGGGCAUGACAGCCGUGGGUAUGCUGACUAUGGACACGACGACAUUGGCGGCGACGUUUACGAUCUCGGCGCUUCACGCGCAGCUUUGGAAAGGAUACCUGACUCAUAUCUCGUCGACCUACGGAGCGAACGCGUUUCAAGCGUCUCUUGGACCCGCUCUUGGCCCACAAUCUAGCGGAAUGUUGAUCAAACGCACCGUUCGAGAGUGGAUUUUUGGAUACGAGGAUCCCGUCGUCUCCGCGCAGUAUGCGGCAAACGAUCCUAGAAGACUCAUUCGAUCGGUGACAAAGAUUCGCAACGCGACGACGAUCGACGACGAUCACGUGCCGUGGAGUGUGAAUGAUACUUCUACGUGGGCUUAUGUCUACGGAUCUACGCCCUAUCGCAUCGCAACCGGCGUGAACUCGCCCGAGAACGCGACGAAUGUGUUGCGCCGUUCUGACGGCGCCGCGGGACCAAUCACGUACCCUCACACGUCGCAUGUCGAGAACGUCGUAGGCAAAACAAUUGCUUCUGGACAAUAUCACGCUAUUAAGAUCCACGGAAGUUCAGUUGAUGUCGUUGCCUGGGCAGAUUUUGGCAUGGGAUUAGAUUUGAAACGCUCCCUCACGCUGCGACACCAGCAAGGCAAGACGGUCAAGAAGAAUUCCAAGGUCUCUGUCGAAACGUACGCUAUCGCGCACGAAGAGUUCUUGGCUUGUCCAGUAGAUCAGACUGCGUGUGGGCGCAACACGGAAUUUCACGGCACGUUCAACGUGAGCGGGUUCGAGCUCAUCCCGAGUGUGUACACGCUUCCUCACGGUCAUCGAGCCGACCCCCGAGUCUUCGGCGGGUACAUCGAUCCGACCUCUUCUUCAUCUCCGUUCGCCCCGAACGCCACGAUACAUGAUAUCGAGAUCAUGAUUUACGAGCGCAGCGGUAACACCGUGGGCAUGCGAGUUCCGAUCCAACAAAACUUCAAAAUUGACCCGACGGAUACUUUCUACACCACGCUCUGGUCCGGCGCCUCGAGCGGUGACGAAGCCCUCGUUCCAAUCUCCUGGACCAGCCUCGAGUACGACAUGGACGAGGCGUUUUACGAUGAAAUCAAGGAAACGAUCGACUUCAUCGAGAUUCUUGUCGCAGUGUGGCGAUACGUCUCCCCCAUUGUGUCCCUCUGCCUGAUACUCGUCUCCGGCGUCACGCUCUACGUGAGACGUGCCCUCGAUCGCCGUCUCAUCGACGGCGAUCGAUACGCCGUGGAAGCCGUUCAAAAUAAUUCUCGAGCGAUGCAGUCUUUCUCCGACAAGAACCUCGUCUCGGCGCUGAAAAAGAAGAAUUCCGAGUUGGACCCCAACCAGACCGACGCCGCGCCAGCUUCGGCGACCAAGGUCGCGUUCGCCGUGUGA
Molecule: messenger RNA, 1785 nt
Organism: Ostreococcus lucimarinus CCE9901
Lineage: Eukaryota; Viridiplantae; Chlorophyta; Mamiellophyceae; Mamiellales; Bathycoccaceae
Exons: 1
Coding region: 1-1785 (594 amino acids)
Cellular component (GO): cytoplasm; membrane
Molecular function (GO): scavenger receptor activity
Source: RefSeq, a predicted model, not a curated record